Molecule: messenger RNA, 2618 nt
Organism: Microplitis mediator
Lineage: Eukaryota; Metazoa; Arthropoda; Insecta; Hymenoptera; Braconidae
Exons: 3
Coding region: 635-2098 (487 amino acids)
Source: RefSeq, a predicted model, not a curated record
AUAAUUAUAUAUAUAUAUAUAUAUAUAUAUGAAUGAAUGAAUAAUUGUUCCAGUGUAUAGCCGCAUGUACGACCUUUUACACUUUUUGCCUUUACAUCGCAACUGCUUCCUUUCUUUAUCUGCUUUUCAUUGUGCGGCUGUGGCCCGACUUGUGCUUAUACUGUACUGUACCAUUACGGUGAUACCCUAUCCUCCACCUUGGCUGUGGGGGUCUAGGGGCAAGGAAAACCACAGAGAAAACCAUUGCCAGUACAGUUCGGUUUGGGUGAAGCUCCAUUGGUCGAUAAAAUUCCCAUUUUACCGAUCACUGGAUCUUCAUCCCGCGCCUAACGGUCAGAGACCUUCGUUCGAACCCAACGCGUGGCUAAACGGUCACCCAGCCAAGUAGUGGCCAUGCUCAAUGCUACUUAACUUCGGUGAUCGCCCGAGCCACGCGUGUGCCGAACGGCUGCCUCAGCCGCUGUAUAUAUAUAUAUAUAUAUAUAUAUAUAUAUCCUUCUACAUAUAUUCACAAUUUGUAGGUAGUACAAGAACUGAAAAAUAAUUUUUGGUUGCCAGUAUACCUGUAGUCGUUGCACUGAUCAGUCGAUAGUUUUGUGAUAAAUUAUUUCUCAAGUGAAUUAAAUUAUUAACCAUGGGACGUGAUUCUAGAAAGGUUUCAAGAGAACUUCGGAGUUCUGAAAAAAUUAAUAAGUCGCGUUCAGUCAAAAGAAAGAAUGUUUUUAAUCCGAAAACAGCCGAACGUGAUGAAAGUAUUCAGAGUACAUCUUCUAAAAAAUUAAAACAAAACACUGAAGAUGAUGUACCUGAAGACAGCAGUACUGAAUUUCGAAUAAUAAAUUUUAUUCAGGUAUUCACUGCAAUUUCUGCUCUUAUAAAAUGUAAAAAAUGUGAUGGAAAUGUAGUGUUUCAAACAGCAAGUACACGUGGGCUGGGAUUCAAAAUUGUAGUUGCAUGUAAUAACUGUGGAAAUGAAUAUAUUCCUUCCUGUUCUUUCGUUGGGCAUUCUUAUGAAAUAAACAGACGUUUCAUUUUUGUAAUGAGAAUACUAGGAAUAGGAUACGAAGGAUUGUGCAAGUUUUGCGGCCUGAUGGACAUGCCGUCUUUUUUAGAUAAAUCUACGCAUACAAUUUUACUGAAACAGAUUUUGAAUUGUAGUAAAGCCGUCGCAGAAACCUUCAUGACGAAAGCUGUGAAUGAAGAAAAGCAAGCAAUGCCAACAACUGAAAAUGAAGAUAUAAAUCAUCUAACUGUAUCGGGAGAUGGAACCUGGCAAAAACGGGGAUAUACAUCGUCAUUUGGAGUUUCUUCUAUAAUUGGCUAUUUUACUGGAAAGAUUCUUGACAUAAACAUUAAAAGUGCAUAUUGUAAGCUAUGUGAGUAUUGGAAAAAAAAAACAAAUACUGUUGAGUUCGAGGAAUGGUAUCAAUCGCAUGAAGAUGUGUGUUCUGCUAAUCAUCAAGGGUCUUCUGGGAAAAUGGAGGUGGAUGCGAUGGUCGAAAUGUUUUCGUAUUCUGAAACUAAAUAUGGAGUUAAGUAUGCCAACUAUAUUGGUGAUGGUGACUCCAAGACCUAUUCAGGAAUUAUAAAAUCAGAUCCUUACGAAAAUACAACUGUAAAUAAAAAGGAAUGUAUAGGGCAUGUCCAAAAGCGGAUGGGGAGUCGAUUACGUACGCUGAAGAGUAAACAAAAAGGUCUUGGUGGUCGAGGUAAGCUCACAGGAAAAUUAAUAGACAAACUAACUGUGUACUAUGGUUUAGCAAUACGCCGGCAUUGUGAUUCUAUUGAAAAUAUGAAAUCUGCUAUAAUGGCAACCUUUUAUCACUACGGCUCGAGUGAUGAAAAACCGAAUCAUGAUAUGUGUCCAAAAGGCGAAGAAUCUUGGUGCUCUUACCAGCGCGCUGAAGCAAGAGGAGAGCUUGAUACCUUUUCUCACGAUUAUUCUCCUUUACCUUCUGAUGUUUUAAAAGCUAUCAAGCCUAUAUACGAAGAUCUUAGUAAUGAAAAUUUACUUUCAAGAUGUGUAGGUGGAUUCAAUCAGAAUAAUAAUGAAAGCUUUAACCAACUAGUAUGGAAAAUAUGCCCAAAAACGUCUUGAUGAAUACACUAGGACUUAAUUGUGGGCCUAAUUCUCAUCGGUAUGCAGAAAGAAUGGAUGCUGCACGUAUCAAAGUAGCAGAUAAGCGCGCUAAUGAUAACACCCGAGAAGGUCGAUUGCAACGUAGGCACCAGCAAAUCGAUAUUUUGGAAGCUGCUAUGUCGGCUGAAGAGCUAUUAUAUGGUCCAGGAAUAGAUGACUCAGUAUGAAUCUCCAAGGACUUAUGAUGAUCACCGCAAAGGACUUCGGGAGGAACGGGCUCUACAAAAACAGCGAUAACUUUUUGAAUUAUUAAUUUUUUUUUUUGAAAUUUUCGUGAAGUCAAAUCGAAACGUGUUCUAAUAAAGCUAUGUUUUUAUUUUUGUCAAAUAAAGUAAUUAACUACAAAAAAAAAAUUAUUGAAAAUCAUCAUUUUUUCAUACCCCUGAGUACCCCUAACCCCUUAAGGAAAACCUGGAAAUGUCACGGAAUUAUAAAUAUACUGGAAAAAUCAGGAAAAAGUCAAGGAAUUUCGUCACAG